GAAACCUUUUCUUCUUCCUAAACCCUAAACCGCGAUGUCAGACUUCUUACCCCAAGAAAUCAUACACAGAAUCCUGUUGCACUUACCCGUCAAGUCGCUGAUCAGAUCCACCCUGGUAUGCAAGUCAUGGAAGUCACUGAUCAAGUGCCCUGAUUUCAUUGAAUCCCAUCUCAGCACCACAAUCGUCUCCAACGACGAAAAGGACUCUCACCUCCUUCUUCUCAGCGCAUCAUCGGAAGAUGGUCACACUCGGCAUCAGCAUCACUCGUUGCGUUGGGAUAGCCCCGAAUUUGGUGCCCACUCCAUGCUUCCAACUCCGGUCAUUUACUUGGAAAACAAACCCGUUUCAGAUCUGGGUGUGGUUGGAACUUGUAAUGGGUUGGUAUGUCUGGAGAUAGACCGCACGGGCACGGGCAGUGAUCCCAUGCCGGUCUUAAUUUGGAACCCAUCGAUUAGAAGAGUUGUCAUGGUGCCUAAACCACCUCUCUGUUCUAUCUCUACCGAUGACAACAGGUUUACUCCUUAGCCAGCGGAUCCUGGAAGAGUCUUAGUGAUUCGGUUGUACCUCUAGAUUUGAAGGGUGGUGGUAAUGA
This is a messenger RNA of Fragaria vesca subsp. vesca, 593 nucleotides long. Its product is annotated as F-box/kelch-repeat protein At3g23880-like. Gene Ontology annotation, molecular function: protein binding. Lineage: Eukaryota; Viridiplantae; Streptophyta; Magnoliopsida; Rosales; Rosaceae. The record is from RefSeq and is a predicted model, not a curated record. The transcript is spliced from 2 exons. Bases 35 to 526 code for a protein of 163 amino acids.